UGACAAAAUGGAACACACUAGCAGUGUGAGGAGACCUGAAAGUGGCACAUGGCAUGGCAGAGUGUGGCGAUGGAGACAGCAGCAAUGGGGAGGCCGUACAGGGACCCAUGACACACUGUGGACCUGGCAGCAGCGUGAGGAGGCGGUACAGGGGCCCAUGGCAGAUUAGGGGCCUGGCCGCAGCAAUGUGAGCCCGUAAUCUGCCAGCAUCCUAUGACAAAAUGGAACCCAGCAGCAGUGUGAGGACACCUGAAAGUGGCACAUGGCAGAGUGUGGCGAUGGAGACAGCAGCAAUGGGAGGCCGUACAGGGACCCAUGACACACUGUGGACCUGGCAGCAGCGUGA
Molecule: messenger RNA, 346 nt
Organism: Staurois parvus
Lineage: Eukaryota; Metazoa; Chordata; Amphibia; Anura; Ranidae
Source: the annotation of a GenBank genome assembly